AUGGGCGAAUACAGCGAUUUGUAUUUAAAAACAGAUGUUCUAUUAUUAGCCGACGUUUUUGAAAAUUUCCGCGAUAAAUGUAUUGAAAGUUACGGUCUCGAUCCAGCGCAUUAUUACACUCUCCCCGGAUACACGUGGGAUGCGAUGUUAAAAUAUACUAAUAUCACUUUUGAAUUGCUUAUUGACAUAGACAUGGUAAUGUUUAUCGAGCGCGGUAUACGCGGUGGCUUAAGUCAAUGUUCCGGCAGAUACGCGCAGGCUAAUAACAGGUACAUGCAAACGUAUGAUCCAUUGAAACCAUCGUCAUACCUUAUGUAUUUUGACGUUAAUAACUUGUACGGCUGGGCAAUGUGUCAACCGUUACCAUACACCGAAUUUCAAUGGAUCGAGGACGUUUCGAAUUUCAACGUAAACGCAAUCGCUUCGGAUUCACCCACAGAAUAUAUUCUUGAGGUCGAUCUCGAGUAUCCUCGAGACCUUCACGAUGCACACACCGACCUACCCUUCUGCCCGACGCGCGAUAAACCACCCGGCAAGCGUGAACAUAAACUUUUAGCAACUUUAUAUGAAAAGAAACGUUACGUCAUCCACUACCGAAACCUGCAGCAGUGCACGCGUCACGGUCUUCGUAUCGCAGAGAUACACCGCGUGUUAAAAUUCGCACAAUCUCCAUGGCUCUGCAAAUACAUAGAGUUAAACACGCAAUUCCGAAUCCGUGCAAAAAAUGAUUUUGAAAAAAACUUGUAUAAAUUGAUGAAUAAUGCAGUAUUCGGAAAAAUGGAGAAUGUGCGUAAUCACGUAGACGUUAAAUCAUUGACGAAAUGGAAGGGUCAGUAUGGUGCGGAGGCAAUGAUUGCGAAACCCAAUUUUCACAGUCGAAGUAUUUUUGCCGAAAAUUUAAUUGCUAUCGAACUCAAAAAACUUCAGGUGAAAUUCUACAAACCGAUCUACGUAGGCAUGUGUAUCUUAGAUAUUUCUAAAACGUGUCUAUAUGAAUUUCACCACGAAUACAUGCUACCGCUGUACAAAAACAAAUGUAAAGUUAUGUACACCGACACCGACAGUCUCAUAUACCACGUCGAGUGUGAGGAUAUUUACGAGACAAUGAAACGCGAUAUCGCUAAGUUUGACACGAGCGAUUAUCCCGUCGACAACGCGUACGGUAUGCCUCUCGCGAAUAAGAAAGUGCCUGGUUUAAUGAAAGACGAGAACAAUGGCGCAAUAAUGACCGAGUUCGUUGGACUUAAGGCAAAGAUAUAUGUACGCAUUGAAGGUGGAUGGAAGGAACGAUACUAA
This is a messenger RNA of Monomorium pharaonis (pharaoh ant), 1296 nucleotides long. RefSeq lists its product as uncharacterized. The transcript has a single exon. The record is from RefSeq and is a predicted model, not a curated record. NCBI's taxonomy places the organism in Eukaryota, Metazoa, Arthropoda, Insecta, Hymenoptera, Formicidae. Bases 1 to 1296 code for a protein of 431 amino acids.